UAACAAAACAAAUGUGUACUACCUUCAUAAACUCUUGAAUUCCAGUCAAUUUUUGUUUUAUUUUUAUUAAAAAGACUGAAAGAGAUGAAACUUGUAAAAAAAAUCCAAAGGUUUCGUUUAGGUCCUUUUGUCUUGGAAUACUCAGACGGUUUCUCAAUCAACAUAUAUUUCCAAAAGCGAAAUAGUAUCAUCACUUCCAAUCCAGAGAAAUCAAAAUAUACUACCAAAAAAAGAAGAACCAUCUCAAAUGAAUCAAUCCUUUCAAAGGGAUCGGUUAAUUCCAUAACCCCAAAAAGAAGUAAAGCCAGUUUUCUAAUUCGACAAUAUAAGCAGUAUAUUUUAUGCAAGAAAAGUGUAAAAAACCCGCCUACUGUACUUUUAGCCUGGAAAGAGUUAAACCUUGCCAUGAGGCCUCUAUUUCCUCAACAUCGUAUCAAAAAAACCGAUGAGCAGAAUUGGAGAAAGCAUAUUAUCGUAGAGGAACUGAAUUUACUUUUGCUGCGGUGUAUAAGUUCAUGCGAAGCAAUCCGUGAUUUUGAUGAUCUUAUUGAAACAGCCCGAGUAAGCUUGACGGUGGAUAUUUCCUUGAUGAAUGGAAUCAAAAAGCAAUCGCAUGGGAUUAUUGAACUUAUUGAAGAGUGGAGGAUGUUCUACUCGGAAUCUCUCCCGUACAUCGAAGCCACCUUUUUACCGAUCACGUUUGAGAGAACUGAAAUCGCACAGUUAUUCGAAGAGCCGAUGAAGAGCUACUGGUUGAGGAAAUCAGAACAAGUGGAUGUGAAAGUUCUUUGCUUAUGGGCUUUUCGAACAUUUGUAGUAAUUCCCAAGCUGAAGAAAAUUAGCAAUGCUGCUAGCAAUUUGCCAAAACUAGAGAAUUCUCAACGAGUAUCACUUUUACAAAUGAUUUCUAUUGUUUUUCUUGUAAAACCAAUAGAGGAAUCCGAUAUUAUUUUAUUGAAUUGGCUUCGCUCUCUUAUAUUAAACCAAACAAUAGAGGACCCCAUUUCAUAAUAUAUAAUACUCGUGGUACCAGUCAGAAAGACACAGGUGCAUCUUUAGGAAUUUUUUUACUAGAUAAAUGUCAUUUAUUAGACCAUGGAACUGGCUAUGAAUAUAUUUUACUCGAUUUCUUUCUUCAACACAUGUUACUUGCGUUUGUUACUUCAAAUUUGAAAUUUCACCGUCAAUGUUCUAGCAUUACUGAAGAUUCCACCUAUAU
Molecule: messenger RNA, 1219 nt
Organism: Schizosaccharomyces octosporus yFS286
Lineage: Eukaryota; Fungi; Ascomycota; Schizosaccharomycetes; Schizosaccharomycetales; Schizosaccharomycetaceae
Product: HbrB family protein
Exons: 1
Coding region: 85-1011 (308 amino acids)
Biological process (GO): TORC2 signaling
Cellular component (GO): TORC2 complex
Source: RefSeq, a predicted model, not a curated record